Cylicostephanus goldi is the source of this 561-nucleotide messenger RNA. The record is from the annotation of a GenBank genome assembly. NCBI's taxonomy places the organism in Eukaryota, Metazoa, Nematoda, Chromadorea, Rhabditida, Strongylidae.
UUGUUUUUAGUUGGCGAUCUAAUCGUGGGACAUGAAUAUCAGUUUCGAGUCCUGGCUCACAAUGUUGUUGGUUGCUCAGAAGCAUCCGAACCGUCUCCGCCAGUUACCAUACAUGCAAGUGCAACUGGUGAUGCGAAAUACGUUGAAGCUGAAAGAUUUGGAGCGAUAAGGUUGCUGCAGGAAGAGAUGAUUCGAGAAUCUCCACCUCUUCCUGAGAGGGAUGAUUCGCCUCCACCUCUGCAUCGAGGGAAAGGUUCUGACAAGUUGCAAUGGCGUGAUCCAUCGCUGAAAGAAGUAAUCGACUACCUCGAUAAUCCUGACAGAGAAAAACAGUUGAACGCCAGCGGGUAUUUGCAACAUCUGACGUACAGUGAUAAUCUGAUCAAGGAUGAAACGAGAGAGUACGGUGGAAUUCCCAAGUUAAUACAGCUGCUAAGGAGUGAACUUCCGGUGAUACAAAAGAACGCUUGUGCAUGUUUGAAGAAUUUGUGCUACGGGAAAGAGAACGAUAGGAAUAAGGUAUGUUCCUUUGGUUUUAUCUUGUUUCUCUUGUUUUCCUGA